CCCUCCUUCCCUCCCGCCUUCCCUCCCUCCCCUCCAGAAUUAAAGUUGGGACAGUCGCGCUCCGGGGAUGGGUGCGAGCCAACGCCUCUGCUGCCGGCUCGCUCUGCUCCCUCCCCAGGUCGCCCGGAGCCCGCGCCCCCGCCCGCCCGCCCAGGAGGGAUGCUGCUCCGGCAGCUGCUGGGGCUGCUCCGCUACUGCUGGCCCUCCCUGCUGCUGCACUGUGCCCUCCACCCGCUCUGGGGGUCCCUCCAGAUCACUCAGGGUGAGCCCCAGAAGUCAUGCUCCAAGCCUGUAGCAGAGAAAUUUACAGAGAGCUGCCAGGAAAUUUGCCAGUGCAGGCCACCUCCACUGUUACCACCGCCUCCUCCACCUCCACCGCCCCCGAGGUUGCUAGCGGUGCCAACUCCCAAGUCUACCUUUUGUCCCACUGAAGAGACCUGGUGGCCAGGCCUGGUUAUUAUCAUUGCAGUAUGCUGCGCCACACUAGUGUUCCUCUUUGUAGUUGUCAUCAUUUGCUACAAAGCCAUAAAAAGGAGCAAAGGGGCAAUGCAGCUUGAGGAAGGAGAACUCCAUCAAAUAUCUAAAACUGAAAAACACCCUGUAUACACAGUCCUUCCAAAUGCUGCAGGACUCGAGCGAGUUAAUGCAUGCAUGGUGGAGAGGUCAUUAUGGACUCUGAGGCAUCAUUUCAGGCGUGUGCUAAGCUGUACAGAGUUGCAUGGCCAGAGUUUCAUUCACAGAUGUUUGGCACGAAGACCCAAUUUGUUUGCUAAACAAUGUAUAGCAAAUUAUACUGUAAAACAAUGCAAACCACUUAUUAGUGAAAAGCCUGUUUCGCCUGCCACCAAGAAACCAAUGAGGAAAGAAGAGAACGGAACCAGUCGGUCCGAAUAUGCAAUGACCUCCUCCCAAAACAACAAGACAGUUGAUAACAAUGCAGUCGUAUAAUCCCCGAACCCCACCAAGGCGCAGGAGGUGGUAAACUUUUGAAGCACACACACGGAGUAUGCAAGGUGGGUGAAAUGAGGCAACGAAGGGAGCUGUGCGGCCAAGGACUUCAUUUCAGAAACAGCGCAUGCAUCAGUGAUCCAGAAGAGAAAAGCAGGCUGCUCUCCGGGCUUGCUGCUACUCCAAGGGAAGAUAAACUCACCCACCUGGGCUGCCCAGAGAAAAGGCCUCACAAAGGCAUGAGCAUUGCAUGCUGCAUCCCACGAAAGCGAUGUCGUGAUGCCUCCAGCUUCUUCUUCUUCCUCCUUCUUCCCCUACUUUUAUGUUGGAACUGAGUGUCCGCAAAAAGCUUCUGAAGUUAAGAUCUUCUGAGGAGAGGGUAAUGCCAGAGUGGCAGUAGUUUAUCAUGGGUGGGUCAGAGGGGGGUGUCUCCCUCUAAGUGGGAGGACACUUCACUCUAAAUGGUGAAAGGUGUCACCUGUGUGCUUCUCCAGCCUGUGCAGUUUCAUACGCUGAUGCUUCAUUCUUAUCAUUCUUAUUAUUUCAUUAUUAAAAAGGGAACAAAGGUUUCUGUUAAGCAAUCAAGCAAAAUUAGCCUGAACUUGUGACCUAUCCCAGGAAAUUUAUCUGUGGUCUGGUGACUAUGCAGUUUUCAUGGCUGAAGGCUUUUCAGGCAAAAGAAAUCAAGAUGUAAGAUUUUAGCAAUUAGCAUUGCUAUUGAAAGAGAGAUGUUAUUAAGAUGUGCUUUAAAUGUUAUUCAUAAUCAACCUCCUUUUUUUGCACCACACUUUUAUUUUAUCUUUAAAAUUGUUCUUUCUUUGUGAAAUUCCACAUGUUUCUCUGAGUUUGCAUCACACUGAUUCCCCAGAGAAAACUCCUACAGGAAAGACGCUGUUUACAUCUUGGCGUGAGUGUUUGGGUGGGAUUGUGUUGAAAGAACUAGCAGCCCUUUGAAGUUGUCUUCAUUCGCUGUUUAGUGUUGUUCCCUGAAAGUCUGGAGUCUCCUGAACUGACCCACUGAGGACAUUGCAGAUCUGGCUUGUAGGACCCCUUCUGAGGGUCUGGUAAGCUGGUUGUGCCCACAUUAACUCAGCCUCUGCCUCUCCUGAGCUGACACUGAUGGUGGUGCCAAGUUCAGCGUACAGUUCAGUAUACUUUCCGUGAUGUGGAUUACAGACUAUUUAAAGCAAAGCUGAAUCUACCCAAAUUCAUUUCAUGUGGGAUCUCUGGUUAGACUCAGUAAGCAGCCCUCCGGAUAAAGGUGGUGAGACUAAUUCAGAUGCUGGUAUUUCCCUACCUCCUGAAAACUUUUCUUUGUGUCACAUUUCCACAUGUAUGUCUCCAUUUACCUCUGUGCUGAAAGUAGUGAUGCAGUCAAAGACAAAUUUACACCCUGGCUUCUUGUCUGGGCAUAAAACCUUGGUACCACUUGGUCUCCAUAUCUGUGAGUAACUCCCAGGCACCAAUGCAGUCUCGCUCCAGGACCUGGCUGUACCCCGGCUGUAUUGUCCCUCAGUACUGCAACACAACAAUACUUCCAGUUUUACCUAAGGAUGUGCCUGAACUGCAGAAAUCAGACUUUGAUUUUGAGCGCAUUCCGGCCUGUGGGUCAUCUACUGCUGGGAUGCAGAGUGUGGCAUGAUGGUAGAGGAAGAUGAUGUUCUGCAGAUCUUCCCAAAAAAAAGCUCUGGAAUGUUCAAAUCAGCAGUCUCAGCUCAGGCCCAUCUGUUACCUAUCGAACAAUAGUGUGUAUGUAAAUAUAAGUACCUUUUCAAUUAUAAAAUGAAAUGCUGCUAUAUAUUGCUCUUGGGAAAUUUAUGUAGUUAUUCAUUUAGCUUUUUAGUCUGUCAUCACUGUGUAGAAGUUCAACUGCAUAAAAUUAUUUUUUAAAGCUAGACUUUCUUGGGAAGUGAAUGCAAUUGCAGAAGCGAAAGGAGGCAAGUAAUCCUUUGCCCAAGAGUAUGAUCAUUCUCAGCCACAUUCAUGUUGUGUGCUCACGCAAGACACAGUGAUAUGUUCUUAGAUCCAAAGUGGGAUUAAAAUGACAGAAUUUACACUUUGGGUCUAGUAUCCCAAAUGUUGAUUGCCUAAAGCACUUAGCCCCUAAAUACUGCAAUAAAAAUAUUGCAAGUAUAUUUCUAAAAUAUUUUUAAGGUAUAACAUUUAUUUAGGUGUAGUUACCUAUGUUUGCCUUUCUUUUUUUACUCCACUUGUUUCAGCCUAAAUGUGGAAAUGUGGCAUAGUUUGAGACUGGUUGCAUGUUUGUCUGAGAGUAUAAAGUAUGAAUGCAGAUAAGUUUAAUAUGU
Molecule: messenger RNA, 3254 nt
Organism: Corvus hawaiiensis (hawaiian crow)
Lineage: Eukaryota; Metazoa; Chordata; Aves; Passeriformes; Corvidae
Gene: PRIMA1
Product: proline rich membrane anchor 1
Exons: 6
Coding region: 160-948 (262 amino acids)
Source: RefSeq, a predicted model, not a curated record